Molecule: messenger RNA, 849 nt
Organism: Morus notabilis
Lineage: Eukaryota; Viridiplantae; Streptophyta; Magnoliopsida; Rosales; Moraceae
Product: heavy metal-associated isoprenylated plant protein 4
Exons: 4
Coding region: 1-849 (282 amino acids)
Molecular function (GO): metal ion binding
Source: RefSeq, a predicted model, not a curated record
AUGGCAACAAAAGAAGAGAUUAAGGAGAAAGAGAAAGAGGUCAAAAAAGUAGAAAACAAGGAGAAAGAUGGAGUAAUCACUGCUGUUUACAAAACAAAACUGCAUUGCCUGCAGUGUGCACGUGAUAUCAAGAGGCCUCUUUUGCGUACUCAAGGUGUUCACAGUGUGGAUGUUGACAUGGAGAAAGGUGAAAUUAAGGCAAAAGGCAGCUUCGAUCCGAUCGAAAUUCAGAAACGAAUUGAGAAAUUGGCCAACAAGAAGAUUGAGUUGAUAUCACCUAAAAUCCAAAUCAAGGAAUCUGUCCAAACAGAUAAGAAAGUGGUCAAGGAAACCAAACAAGCUAUUUCGAGGACAACAUCAAUGAAGGUAAACAUGCAUUGCGACCAAUGUGCGAGAGAUCUCGAGAAGAUGCUGCUAAGGCAAAAGGGUAUUCACAGUGUUAAGACUGAUAUGAAAUCACAAAUUCUAACGGUGGACGGAACCAUAGAGCCUGAGAAACUUGUAUCAUUCCUACAAAGAAAGGUGAACAAACAUGCAGAGAUAAUAACCGCGAAAAAGGAAGAAAAGAAAGAGCAGAUUAUGAUCAAGGAAGAAAAGAAAGAGCAGAUUAUCAAGGAAGAAAAGAAAGAGCAGAUUAUCAAGGAGGAAAAGAAAGAGGAGAAGGGGAAAUUAGUAGUUAGCGGUGAAUUAGGAAAAUCCUCUGACUUAAACAUUAUAGAGGUUAAGGAAGAAAAAAAGAUAGUGGAAGCUGCUAAAACUAUAGAAGGAAAUGCCCCCUAUUUCAUUCACUAUGUUUAUGCUCCUCAAGUGUUCAGCGAUGAAAACCCAAAUGCUUGUUCUAUCGCAUAG